Molecule: messenger RNA, 498 nt
Organism: Arxiozyma heterogenica
Lineage: Eukaryota; Fungi; Ascomycota; Saccharomycetes; Saccharomycetales; Saccharomycetaceae
Gene: TMH18
Product: Tmh18p
Exons: 1
Coding region: 1-498 (165 amino acids)
Source: RefSeq, a predicted model, not a curated record
AUGCUACUAAGACCAAUUUCUCAUUUGAUUUUAUAUUCCUUUACCUUUGGUGGGGCUGUAUUUUAUUCCUAUGUAGCUAGUCCCAUUGCAUUUAAAACUUUGGCAAGAGACCAAUUUUCAGUUUUACAAAGUAAAGUGUUUCCUUGGUUCUUCACCAUGCAAUCCUUGUCACCUGUUGCAUUGGCUCUAACUUUGCCUAUCCCAUUGGCUACCCCGGCAUACUAUGCUCUUGGCAGCUCCUCCAUUAUGGGAUUAAUUAAUUUGUAUGGGUUGUUACCAUGGAAUAAGUCAAUUAAGAUUAAAAGACAAAAGUUACAGAAAAAAUUUGAUAGGGGUCAGUUGACUAAAGAUCAAUUCGAUGCAUUGGAUACACCAUUGAAAAAGGAGUUUGGAAAAGCCCAUGGUCUGAGUCUUCUUUUUAAUAUGGGCCAUAUUUUGGCUAUGUUGGCAUAUGGUUGUUAUUUGACUUCUGGAUUAUUGCAUUAUAUUCCAAAAUAA